Notolabrus celidotus (New Zealand spotty) is the source of this 2445-nucleotide messenger RNA. It is a transcript of the gene adkb, whose product is annotated as adenosine kinase b. Gene Ontology annotation, cellular component: nucleus; cytosol. The record is from RefSeq and is a predicted model, not a curated record. Gene Ontology annotation, biological process: purine ribonucleoside salvage. The transcript has 11 exons. The coding region runs from base 320 to 1393 and encodes 357 amino acids. Gene Ontology annotation, molecular function: adenosine kinase activity. NCBI's taxonomy places the organism in Eukaryota, Metazoa, Chordata, Actinopteri, Labriformes, Labridae.
AUUGUGAGGAACUUAAUCUAGGUGAGACAGGUGAAGGGGAAAGCGCAGCGAUAAGCGAGACACUAUAUCUCCUUCUCUUCUUUAAGUGUGUCAUAUGCACAUAGGGCUCUGUCAGGAGCUGAUAACGUGAUACUGAUCCUUUCUUUUACACAUAACACUGAUUUUUCUCUCUGCGUUUGCAUAGCCCUGGAUCAAAUAAUUCACCAUCAUCUGUGAGAAAGGAAGCUGCAGCCUCUUCUUGUUCCUCUCUUCCCCCCCAGUGAAUGAGCAGCAGCGGCUCUCCUGCUCCAACACAACCCCGUGUUUGGUUACAAGAAACAUGACUGAAGCAGAAUCAAACAUGUCGACAGGAAAGGAAACGACGUUAAGUGAAAACACACUCUUCGGGAUGGGAAAUCCCUUGCUUGACAUUUCAGCUGUUGUGGACAAAGAUUUCCUUGACAAGUUUGGACUGAAGCCGAAUGACCAGAUCCUCGCGGAGGACAAGCACAAAGCCUUGUUCGCAGAAAUUGUCAAGAGGAACAAAGUCGAGUACCAUGCCGGUGGUUCAACACAGAACUCAGUGAAAAUUGCUCAGUGGAUGAUCCAGGAACCCCAUAAGGUAGCUACCUUCUUCGGGUGCAUCGGGGAGGAUCACUUCGGGGAGAUCCUGAAGAAGAAGGCGGAGGAAGCGCACGUCGAUGCGCAUUACUACGAGCAAGACGAAGAGCCGACCGGUACCUGUGCUGCUUGCAUCACUGGAGACAAUAGGUCCCUUGUCGCUAACCUGGCAGCGGCAAACUGCUACAAAAAGGAAAAACACCUGGACUUGGACAGCAACUGGGAGCUGGUGGAGAAAGCCAAGGUCUAUUAUAUCGCGGGGUUUUUCCUCACCGUGUCCCCGGAGUCCAUCCUGAAAGUGGCGAAGCACGCUUCAGAUAACAACAAGAUCUUCUGCAUGAACCUCUCAGCGCCUUUCAUCAGCCAGUUCUUUAAAGAGCCCUUGAUGCAGGUCAUGCCCUACGUCGACAUCUUGUUUGGCAACGAGACAGAGGCAGCCACAUUUGCCAAAGUGCUGGGCUUUGAGACAGAGGACAUCGCAGAGAUUGCAAACAGGACCCAAAAUCUCCCCAAGGACAACGCAAAGAGGCAGCGAGUGGUGGUCUUCACCCAGGGCAAGGACGACACUGUUGCAACAGUUGGUGAGAGGGUGACCAUGUUCCCAGUUUUGGACAUCGACCAGAACGCCAUUGUGGACACCAACGGAGCAGGAGAUGCCUUUGUGGGAGGAUUCCUCUCUGCAUUGGUCCAAGAGCAAGCAUUGGAGGAGUGUAUCCGGGCCGGGCACUAUGCUGCAAACGUGAUCAUCAGACGAGUUGGAUGCACCUUCCCAGAGAAGCCAGACUUUCAGUGAUGCAUUCGACUAUGCACAUUUUUCCAAAAGAUACUUGUAUAUGUAUGCUUCAGGAAUUUAUGUACAUUGUUUUCUAUUUACAGUAACUGACUACAAGGGACUUAAUGCUGUAGCUUGACUAUUUAAUCAAGCUUAAAAAUAAGCAGAUGUUUUAAUAUAUUUCAAUCACUAUACUACUUUACAACAUUGGUUAACAUUUUUAAGUAAGUAAUGUGCAUCUUAAGUAUCAUAUACUGAACACCUGUAGGCAUAUGGGGUAGCAUAAUGUUUCAAAAUGCAUCACCACUUGUGUGUAACUUUCUCCAUUAUUGGUCCUUAUGUUUUUUAUGUUUCUACUCAGGAUCUCAACUACAGAGCUUAACACUCCAGUUCUGUCUCUUCAUUGCUCUUAAACUUUUCUAGAAGUAGUUUAAAAAUGGAAUAUGUUGUGUGUUUCUGUUGUUUUGCAAAGCAAUAUUAAUUUAGGUUUGGACCAGGGGUGGAGAAGUACAUUAUCCUGCAGGAUAAAUACAAAAAGUUUGUUUUUUGUGCUCUUAAGUGAAGGACGGCUGCUGUGGUCAGCUUUCGAUUCGCAGAAGUUACAAUCGAUUUUUAAAAGUGACCCAGAGUCACGGCCCCAAAACUUCCAUAGCAACUUUUCAAAACAUUCCUACUGCACAAUUUAAUUCUCUGCUUUCUAUUACUAUCUUCCAACCAAUAUCCCUCUGCUAAAAAACUGUUUAUUAUUCUUCUGCCAUUAAAGCUCCCAAGCUACGACCAGGCAUUUAUUUGAGAAAGAAGUAUUUGUUUUUGGAAUGCAAACAAUGUGUGCCGUCCUCCACAAAGCGCAAAUCUACAAACUUUUCACAACAGUCUUUCAAGCCUGCAGGCACUGAGUGUUGUGAUACUAUAUGCUAAGAAAAAGUUCAUUUUCAGCUGAGUACUCCUUUAAUAUUCAGACUCUGUGGGAAUAAGGGAUGAGGCUCCAUCACAGGGUAACCUUGCAACUUUAUUGGGGAAUUCUGGGAAUAAUCUCUUUGUUAUAACACAAAUAAAAAGAAAAUCAAACACAA